This is a messenger RNA of Durio zibethinus, 1291 nucleotides long. RefSeq names its product isopentenyl-diphosphate Delta-isomerase I-like. Gene Ontology annotation, cellular component: cytoplasm. Gene Ontology annotation, molecular function: isopentenyl-diphosphate delta-isomerase activity. Gene Ontology annotation, biological process: isoprenoid biosynthetic process; isopentenyl diphosphate biosynthetic process. Lineage: Eukaryota; Viridiplantae; Streptophyta; Magnoliopsida; Malvales; Malvaceae. The record is from RefSeq and is a predicted model, not a curated record.
AAUUUGGCUGGGUACCAUUAUUGCCGUCUGCAGAGACCAGAAACCAAAUGUCUCUGCUCUUAAAUACUUCCUCCGCUCUCAUACUUUCUCCUUCAUCAGCUUCCUCUUUCUCUUCUAUAAAGCCCCAUCUUUUCUUCUCUUCCUCUUUUGCCCUUACUCCCCGUCGCUUCCCCCGCUCCUCCCUCGCUUCCUUGAGGGCAUCUUUGUCUUUUCGUAGCCAAGAUACGGCUGCUACCACUACCAUGAGUGACGCUCCCGACGCUGGCAUGGACGCCGUCCAAAGACGCCUCAUGUUUGAGGAUGAAUGUAUUUUAGUGGACGAGAGUGAUAAUGUGGUUGGCCAUGAAUCCAAGUACAACUGUCAUUUGUGGGAAAAGAUUCUAACUGGAAAUAUGCUGCAUAGAGCAUUCAGUGUAUUUUUGUUUAACACAAAAUAUGAGUUGCUCCUUCAGCAACGGUCUGCAACGAAGGUAACAUUUCCUCUUGUAUGGACAAAUACCUGUUGCAGCCAUCCUUUGUACCGUGAAUCUGAGCUUAUUACGGAGAAGUGUCUUGGGGUGAGGAAUGCUGCGCAAAGGAAGCUUUUGGAUGAGCUGGGUAUUCCUGCUGAAGAUGUUCCUGUUGAUCAGUUCAUCCCGCUGAGUCGCAUGCUCUACAAGGCACCUUCUGAUGGCAAGUGGGGCGAGCAUGAACUUGAUUACCUCCUAUUCAUUGUCCGAGAUGUUAACAGUCAUCCAAAUCCUGAUGAGGUAGCGGAUGCUAAAUAUGUGAACCGUGAUCAACUGAAAGAGUUAUUGCGAAAAACUGAUGCCGGUGAGGAAGGUUUGAAACUGUCACCUUGGUUCAGACUUGUUGUGGACAAUUUCUUGUUCAAGUGGUGGGAUCAUGUUGAGAAAGGGACCCUUGAGGAGGCAAGUGACAUGGAAACCAUUCACAAGUUGACUUAAAGAAAAAACAAUAGACUGCCGGAAAGUUUAUUCCAAUAAAUGCAGGUCUGAAAUAGUUCUAAAAAUGCUGGUUUCUUUUUGUUGUUAAAUCCUGUUAUUACCCACAUGAAAAUAUUACAUGUUAAAAUUUGAGUUAAAUCUUGCAACUGGCUUGGCUUGAAGUCUGGGGAGUGGAGUACUGUGAUUGCAAGAAAGAAAAUAUUUGAAGCGUGUUAUAAUAUUUGAACUAGUUGUAAUUGCCUAAUUAAUAGGUAUUACAAUUCAUUUUACAUUGCUUUCAUGUUGGCCAGAUUCCAUGCAAUUAUUAGAUCACACCUUUUCUUUGAAAUACUAGCUUUUACAAU